This is a messenger RNA of Acinonyx jubatus (cheetah), 1808 nucleotides long. RefSeq names its product sarcoglycan epsilon (gene SGCE). The transcript has 13 exons. Gene Ontology annotation, cellular component: sarcoglycan complex; membrane. The record is from RefSeq and is a predicted model, not a curated record. Bases 82 to 1572 code for a protein of 496 amino acids. NCBI's taxonomy places the organism in Eukaryota, Metazoa, Chordata, Mammalia, Carnivora, Felidae.
UGCUGAACUGGCCAAGCUGGGAGGAAAGAAGAAAGGGAGGGGAGGGGAGAAUCGAGGACGGCCGGCCUAGUCAGGCCAAGAAUGCAAUUGUCCCGGUGGUGGGAGCUGGGAGACCCUUGUGCUUGGACGGGACAGGGUCGGGGGACACGCAGGAUGAGCCCCGCGACCACUGGCACCUUCUUGCUGACAGCUUUUUUAUUAAGCUGUGCUGAUGGCAUAAAUGGAACAGUUAACUGGAAGACCAAACAGGCCAACAAUUAUAUUUUCAGCAGAAAAAUGACUGGUGGGAAGAAAGAUGUGUACACUAUUUUCUCCAAGGUGCACUCUGAUCGGAAUGUGUACCCAUCUGCAGGUGUCCUCUUUGUUCAUGUUUUGGAAAGAGAGUAUUUUAAGGGGGAAUUUCCACCUUACCCCAAGCCUGGCGAGAUUAGUAAUGAUCCUAUAACAUUUAACACAAAUUUAAUGGGUUACCCAGACCGACCUGGAUGGCUUCGAUAUAUCCAAAGGACACCAUAUAGCGAUGGUGUCCUGUAUGGGUCUCCAACAGCUGAAAAUGUGGGGAAACCAACAAUAAUUGAGAUAACUGCCUACAAUAGGCGUACCUUUGAGACUGCAAGGCAUAAUUUGAUAAUUAAUAUAAUGUCAGCAGAAGACUUCCCGUUACCAUAUCAAGCAGAAUUCUUCAUUAAAAAUAUGAAUGUAGAAGAAAUGUUGGCCAGCGAGGUUCUUGGAGACUUUCUUGGGGCAGUGAAAAAUGUGUGGCAGCCAGAGCGUCUGAACGCCAUAAACAUCACGUCAGCCCUAGACCGGGGCGGCAGGGUCCCACUGCCCAUUAAUGACAUGAAGGAGGGCGUUUAUGUCAUGGUUGGUGCCGAUGUACCAUUUUCUUCUUGUUUACGAGAAGUUGAAAAUCCACAGAAUCAAUUGAGAUGCAGUCAAGAAAUGGAGCCUGUAAUAACAUGUGAUAAAAAGUUUCGUACCCAAUUUUACAUUGACUGGUGCAAAAUUUCAUUGGUUGAUAAAACAAAGCAAGUGUCCACCUAUCAGGAGGUGAUUCGAGGAGAGGGGAUUUUACCUGAUGGUGGAGAGUACAAACCCCCUUCUGAUUCUUUGAAAAGCAGAGACUAUUACACGGAUUUCCUAAUUACACUGGCUGUGCCCUCGGCAGUAGCACUGGUCCUUUUUCUAAUACUUGCUUAUAUCAUGUGCUGCCGACGGGAAGGAGUGGAAAAGAGAAACAUGCAAACACCAGACAUCCAGCUGGUCCAUCAUAGUGCUAUUCAGAAAUCUACCAAAGAACUUCGUGACAUGUCCAAGAAUAGAGAGAUAGCAUGGCCCCUGUCAACACUCCCUGUGUUCCACCCUGUGACUGGGGAAAUCAUACCCCCUCUGCACACGGACAGUUAUGAGAGCACCAAUAUGCCUCUGAUGCAAACACAGCAGAACUUGCCACAUCAGACUCAGAUUCCCCAACAGCAGACUACAGGAGAUUUUCGUUUGACAACUUUUCAAAGAUUUGAGGUAAAUGGUAUCCCUGAAGAAAGAAAACUAACUGAAGCAAUGAAUUUGUAAUCAGACAAUAUAGCAGUUCUAUCUUAUUUCUUCUCUUUCCCAAUAAUGCAUGAGCUUUUCUGGCAUAUGGUGUGCAUGUCGACAGUAUUAAGUAUGUACCAAAUAACACAAUAUAACUUUCAUUUUACUAAUGUAUUUUUUUUGUACUUAAAGCAUUUUUGACAAUUUGUAAAACAUUGAUGACUUUAUAUUUGUUACAAUAAAAAGUUACCUUUAAAAUAAAUAUUAUUAAUGAA